Molecule: messenger RNA, 2082 nt
Organism: Diceros bicornis minor
Lineage: Eukaryota; Metazoa; Chordata; Mammalia; Perissodactyla; Rhinocerotidae
Gene: PADI6
Product: peptidyl arginine deiminase 6
Exons: 16
Coding region: 19-2082 (687 amino acids)
Cellular component (GO): cytoplasm
Molecular function (GO): protein-arginine deiminase activity; calcium ion binding
Source: RefSeq, a predicted model, not a curated record
AGCUUGGAGGGCCGUGCCAUGUCCUUCCAGAGCGUCAUCCACCUGUCCCUGGACAGCCCUGCCCAUGCCCUCUGUGUGCUGGGCAUGGAAAUCUACUUGGAUCUUAGUGGGUGCGCCCCCCAGAAGUGCAAGUCCUUCACCAUCAGUGGCUCUCUGGGGGUCUUAGUCGAUGUCCACAACUCGGUCCCAGUAAUGACCAGGGAGGAGGCGGCCACGACCCGGUGGCCCCUGUCUGAUUCCAUGGACGUGCUGGUGAAGAUGCAGUCCCCCAGCUCUGCCAUCGAUGGGGACAAGGUCUCAGUCUCAUACUAUGAGCCCAACGAGGACGUCCCCGUGGCCACAGCUACGCUCUACCUCACUGGCAUCGCUGUCUCCCUGGACGUGGACAUCUACCGCAGUGGGCAAGUCGAGAUGGCAAGUGACAGACGGGCUAAGAAAAACUGGGUCUGGGGCCCCAGCGGUUGGGGUGCCAUCCUGCUUGUGAACUGCAGCCCAGCUGACAUGGGCCAGCUCGUGGACAGGAAGACCACGAAGACGUUCUUCUCAGAGGAAAUAAAGAAUCUGUCCCAGAUGACACUGAACGUUCAAGGGCCCAGCUGCAUUUUAAAGAAACACCGGCUGGUUCUCCACACCUCCAAGGAAGAGGCAGAGAAGGCGAGGGUCUACCGGCCCCAAGAAGACAGCUGCAGCACCUUCGAGUUGGUGGUGGGGCCUGGCCGGCACACCUACACCUUUCCCCGCCUCGAGAACCGCUUGAAGGAAACCUUCUAUGUCGAAGCUGUGGAGUUCCCGUCCGCCAGCUUCCCGGGCCUGGUCUCCUACUCUGUCUCGCUGGUGGAAGAGUCUCAAGACCCAUCGAUUCCAGAGACCCUGGUGUACAAAGACACGGUAGUGUUCCGGGUGGCUCCUUGCAUCUUUAUUCCCAGCACCCAGAUGCCUCUAGAGGUUUACCUGUGCAGAGAGCUGCAGGUCCAGGGUUUUGUGAACACAGUGAUGGAGCUGAGCGAGAGGAGUGACAGCCAGGUGGCGUCUGUCUACGAGGACCCCAACCGCCUGGGCAGGUGGCUCCAGGAUGAGAUGGCCUUCUGCUACACCCAGGCUCCCCACAAGACUAUUUCCUUGGUUCUCGACACCCCUCGCGUCCUCAAGCUCGAAGAUUUCCCCAUGAAAUACUCACUGAGCCCUGGGGUUGGCUACGUGAUCCAGUGCACCAAGGACCAUAGGGUGGCCAGCAUGGAUUCCAUUGGGAACCUGAUGGUGUCCCCACCUGUCAAGGUCGGAGGGAAAGAGUACCCCCUAGGCAGGAUCCUCAUUGGCAGCAGCUUUUACCCCAGCAAGGAGGGCCGGAACAUGAGUAAGGCCCUCCGGGGCUUCCUCUACGCCCAGCAGGUCCAGGCCCCGGUGGAACUCUUCUCAGACUGGCUGAUGAUCGGCCACAUAGAUGAGUUCAUGUGCUUCAUCCCCACACAGGACAAGCGUGAGGGUGACAAGGGCUUCCUGCUGCUCCUGGCCAGCCCCAGCUCCUGCUACCAACUGUUCCAGGAGAAACAGAAGGAGGGCUAUGGAGACAUGCCCCUGUUUGAAGAGGUUAGAACGGAUCAGCUCCUUUCUAAUGCGAGGGAGGCCAAGACCAUCCACCAACUUCUGGCUGAUGAAGACAUGAGAAAGCAGAACGACUAUGUGCAAAAGUGCAUUAACCUGAACCGGGACAUCCUGAAGAAGGAGCUGGGCCUGGUGGAGAGGGACAUUAUCGACAUCCCGCAGCUCUUCUGCUUGGAGCAGCUGACUAAUGCCCCCUCCGACCAGCAGACUGGGAAACUCUUCGCGAGGCCGUUCUUCCCCAACCUGCUACAAAUAAUAGUGAUGGGCAAGAACCUGGGCAUCCCCAAGCCUUUUGGGCCCCGGGUCAAGGGGACCUGCUGCCUGGAAGAGAAGAUCCGCCAGCUGCUGGAGCCCUUGGGCUGCCACUGCACCUUCAUUAACGACUUUGACUGCUACCUGACUGAGAUUGGCGACUUCUGCGCCUGUGCCAACAUCCGCCGGGUGCCCUUCGCCUUCAAAUGGUGGAGGAUGGUGCCUUAG